Molecule: messenger RNA, 1715 nt
Organism: Gordionus sp. m RMFG-2023
Lineage: Eukaryota; Metazoa; Nematomorpha; Gordioida; Chordodea; Parachordodidae
Exons: 5
Coding region: 62-943 (293 amino acids)
Source: RefSeq, a predicted model, not a curated record
UCUAGGUUAGGUUUAUUGUCAAAAAAGAAAAAAGGAACAAUUAUGCCAACUUCAUUCAAAUAUGAAUGAUCAUCGUGCAGAAUUAGACACAAAUAUUUUAAAUUUUGUUUCUGACAUGGAAAAUGAAAGAGAAAAGGUGUCAUCAGACAGCGAAGAGAGCCAUAUUAGUGAUAAAGAAAACUCCCUACAAAGAUUAUGGAAUCAUUUUCAAAUGGCUGCUAUUGCAGUUUCACAACUUUAUAAAUCAUGUGAAAAUAUAAACCCUAGUGUUGAACAAGAAGAAUUGUGGAUUCCAUUUCAAAAUGCAUCUCUUGCUAUCACCUCAUUGUAUAAAGAAGCUGUUGAAUCUCAGCAAAAAAGAUUUGAAAUUGCCUUCAAUUUAGGCCAAAGAAAAAGAACCAAAGAAAUUAAAGCUUGGUUAUCUUCUGUUCACUCAAAGUCAUCACAGAUUAAAAGAAACAAUAAUAAUUAUUUUAAUUAUACCUCAGGCAAUAAUAAACGAAUUAAAAGGGACGAGAUGGUAGCAUUUUUAGAAUACUUAGAUGCCAAAUCAGGGUUUUACCAUAAAUGCAAAUCAUUAUCACCUCGGAACUACCUGUCUUCUCCUAGAAACCGUGGCUUUUCAUCAUCGCCCUCACCUUCACCAAAUAAUCUAAGACACCGGGUAGAUCACGCUAACCACAUGAUCAAUCAGGUCCAAUCAGAAGAGAGGAUCGAAUCUUCCCGCCGAGGCAGGGAACAGAUAAACGAGGAAUUGGACGUUAAUAACUUUGUUCAAGCUCUCAACAUGAAUGGAUCCCCUAAUAGCGAUUCACGCACUCAUUUCUUCGCUCCGGACCUUCUGGUUCCAUCUAAUCCGAACCUGUCCUUAGAUUCUCGCAAAAGACUUUUCUCCGCCAAUUAUUCCAAACAGCUGUUCAUCAAAAGGCACAAGCAAAUCUAACACGUUUUAAAAAUAUUAUUUCGCGCAUGCGUUAAACUCCCCCCUUCUUCAUAAUAAAAAAAAUGAAAUAAUGGUUUUUUUUAAAUAAAAAAUAUUAAUUUAUAUUUUAAUUACUACUUUCUCCUACUUCUUUUUUUUAAAUUUCAAAUUACUUAUAAUUUAAUUUACAAAGGCUUAAAUUUCGAACUUUGUUUAUUUAUUUUGUAAUUAUUUCAAAGCAGACGACUUUUUUUUUAAAAAAAGGUUGCCAUAACAUUUCCGUUAGUUGAUUAUUAGCAAAUUGAUAUUAAUUAUUUUGUACCUCAGCAUUAGCUUCACUAUAAAUCCCUGUCCUCAUUCCUUUCCAGAUAAGAUUUUGUAAGGUGGCAUUUAUUCUUAUUUUAAUAUACUAAAAUUUUAUUACUUAUAUUUAAUAGGAUUUCGAAUAUUUUUUUUAAUUUAGCAAAAUUUUUUUAAAAGCAAAACAUUAUUUAAAAACCUCCCAUUAGCCUCAUUAUAAUCGUAUACUAUUUUAGUAACGACUUCUAUAGUAACAUAUUAUUUUUUUGUUAUAUAUAUAUAUAUAUAUAAAACUAUAGACUGGUUCAUUAUAGCCCACCAGUUUUCUUUUUUAACUAAUCCCCCCCCCCAUCUCUACCGCAAUUUACAGCCAACCUCGAAAGGUCCUCUUAAAGAUUAUAAUAAUUAUCAUUACAUAAUUAUGUUUAUUUUAAAUCUUCCAAUUAUAUUAUUCGAAAUGUUUAUAAUAAAGUUUUGAAAAAUCCUCCAUAAU